Chinchilla lanigera (long-tailed chinchilla) is the source of this 1907-nucleotide messenger RNA. It is a transcript of the gene Mif4gd, whose product is annotated as MIF4G domain containing. The record is from RefSeq and is a predicted model, not a curated record. NCBI's taxonomy places the organism in Eukaryota, Metazoa, Chordata, Mammalia, Rodentia, Chinchillidae. Gene Ontology annotation, biological process: regulation of translational initiation. The coding region runs from base 705 to 1373 and encodes 222 amino acids. Gene Ontology annotation, cellular component: cytosol. The transcript has 6 exons. Gene Ontology annotation, molecular function: RNA binding; translation activator activity; protein binding.
GCGGGUGGGGCCCGGCGCUCUCGCCGCCUCUCCCGCUGCGGGCUUCCUCACCGCGGCCUCCGCGGCGGGCCUCGCGCGGCGGGCAAGGGCGUUCUGGGCUUGGGGAGGCUGCUGAGGUUUGAGGACCCGUAAGGUCGCUUUCUCUGGCCAGAGGAAAGGCGCCGAGUCCCGAGGGGGAACUCCAGCGGGAACCACCCUUUAAGGGGAACGAUCCAGAAUGCAGCUCAGAAACUGGGAGUCCCGAGUGGGUAGGGCCGGGUUUCUGCCACUCGGGAGCCCAGUCUAACCAGUCGAAGCUGCCCGGGACAGUAGGAGUUCCGACUCCGAGCGACGGCGGCGGCUGACCAGGCUCCGACGCCCGCCCGCGCAGGCCUGCCGCAGCCCGAAGGCUGCAGGGGUGGGUUUUGUGGACUGAGCGGGAUCCUGGCGAAAGCUGGUGGAGAAGGUUGGAGGGAGGGGCUGAGGCUCCUGCUGGUGUAGAGCGGUCCACAGCUGAAAGCCUUUAGCCUGUCACUUGCUCGGAAUCUAGCUGAGAUAGCAGCUUCCAGGCCAGUUUGCAUAGGGAAGUCCACACCUCCUCCAGCUCAACCAACCCUGCCCCCAAAUCUACCUGACAGCGGCUGAGAACAACCUGCCUCCUGCUGGGACCGGAGGGUGCUGUCAUUAGUCCCAGCCCCGUGAAGAGCUGCUGGGGCUGGGUGGUCAUGGGGGAGGCCGGUAGAGAGGAGUAUAAAAUCCAGUCUUUUGAUGCAGAGACCCAGCAGCUGCUGAAAACAGCACUCAAAGAUCCAGGCGCUGUGGACUUGGAGAAAGUGGCCAAUGUGAUUGUGGACCAUUCUCUGCAGGACCGUGUGUUCAGCAAGGAAGCAGGACGCAUGUGCUACGCCAUCAUCCAGGCAGAGAGUAAGCAAGCAGGCCAGAGUGUCUUCCGGCGUGGACUCCUCAACCGGCUGCAGCAGGAGUACCAGACCCGGGAGCAGUUGAGAGCACGCUCCCUGCAGGGUUGGGUCUGCUAUGUCACCUUUAUCUGCAACAUCUUUGACUACCUGAGGGUGAACAACAUGCCCAUGAUGGCCCUGGUGAACCCUGUCUAUGACUGCCUCUUCCGGCUGGCCCAGCCGGACAGUCUGAAUGAGGAGGAGGAGGUAGACUGCUUGGUGCUGCAGCUGCACCGGGUUGGGGAGCAGCUGGAGAAGAUGAAUGGACAACGCAUGGAUGAGCUCUUUGUCCUGAUCCGGGAUGGCUUCCUGCUCCCAACAGGCCUCAGCUCCCUGGCCCAGCUGCUGCUGCUAGAAAUUAUUGAGUUUCGGGCUGCCGGCUGGAAGACCACCGCUGCUGCCCACAAGUAUUACUACAGUGAGGUUUCUGACUAGUGCAGGCUUGGUACUUGCUCCCUGCAACACUGGCCUUUCCUCAGCCCUCCUUAAGCUGGCAGGCGUCUCUGCCUCUCUCAAAGGCUUUCCCCUCCUAGACUCGCCCACCUUCCCAACUGCACUGUGGUCCUGCCGUGUUCCCCACCUACAGGUUGGGGAGAUACCAAAGACUUGCUCCCCAGACUCAAGUUUGUCCCCUCUUCCCCCAGAGUCCCACCAGCCUUCUACCAUCGUCCACUAGGACCAUGCAGAGAAGGGCAAUGCCUACCGACCAUGCACUGUAUAACCACUGAUGCAACAGUACCUUGUUGCCUCAAUUCCCCAUCUAUAAAAUGGGCAACCAUAGCCAUGGGUUGGCUCAAGAUGCUUCAAGACGCUGAGGGGCAGAGGGAGAGUGCAAAUUAUCCCAGAAACUGCUUUUUCUACAUUUUUAAAAAGGACCACUGUGGAAAGAAGCCUAUUUCCUCCAAUGAGUUUUAAUCGAUGAUACAUCUGUAUCAGAGAGAGGAUUUUCUAAUAAAUCUUCUGAUACUA